AUGAAGGGCUCAAACUACUAUGUGGCCAACGAGGCCCUGGUCGAGCCGGAGGAGAGGGAGAGUCUGCAUCGAGACCUCUCUGCUCGCCAGAUUUCCAUGAUCGCGCUUGGUGGUGCGAUCGGUACUGGUCUUAUUAUCGGUUCGGGUACUGCGCUUGUCCGCGGAGGCCCUCUCGGAAUCCUUUUGGGCUACUCCUUCGUUGGAUUCGUGUGCUACCUCGUCAUGGUUGCUCUCGGCGAGAUGUGUGCGUACCUGCCGCACAAGAAGGGUUUCCCCGGCUACGCGACUCGCUUCGUCGACCCCGCAUUCGGCUUCGGUCUCGGCUGGAACUAUGUUAUGAAGUACGUUAUUGUCACGCCAAACAACAUCAAUGCGGCCGGUGUGGUUAUCCAAUACUGGACCCGGAAGGUGCACAUAGCCAUUUGGAUGGUCUUCUUCGUCAACUUGCUCGGUGUCCGCGUGUUCGGCGAGCUGGAGUUCUGGUUCAGCAGCAUCAAGGUCAUCACGCUCAUCGGCCUGCUGCUCAUGGGCAUCAUCAUCGACCUCGGCGGAAACCCGAGGCACGACCGCAUCGGCUUCCGGUACUGGGAGCACCCCGACGGGCCCAUGGGUCACUACCUCCUGUCCACGGUGCACGAGGAGAGCCUGUCGAUCUUCCUCGGCUUCUGGAGCACCCUCACGAACGCGCUCUUCGCGUACAUCGGCACGGAGCUCAUCGGUGUCACGGUAGGCGAGGCGCAGGCCCCGCGCAAGAACAUCCCGAUCGCCAUCCGGAGGACGUUCUUCCGUAUCCUCAUCUUUUACGUCGGAGGCGUCUUCGUGAUCGGCCUCAUUGUUCCCAGCACCAACCAGUCGCUCUUCAUCGCCAACAAGUCCAAGGCUGGUGCGGCCGCGUCCCCCUUCGUUGUCGCGACGACGCUUGCUGGGAUCAAGGUUCUGAACCAUAUCAUCAACGCCGCGAUCCUGCUGUUCGUGCUCAGCGCUGCGAACUCGGAUCUGUACAUCGGCACACGUACCCUGUACGGUCUCGCCGUCCAGGGCCACGCACCGAAGCUCUUCGCGCGGGUCAACCGCAUGGGUGUUCCCUACCCGGCGUUGAUCUUCUGCACGUGCUUCUGCGGCCUCGUCUUCCUCAACGUCUCGUCCAGCAGCGCGAAGGUGUUCGGCUGGUUCGUGAACUUGGUGUCGACGUUUGGCGCGAUCACGUGGAUGUGUAUCUGUUACACGCAUAUUCGCUUCAUGAAAGCUCUAAAAGCACAGGGCAUGUCCCGCGAUGACCUGCCGUACAAGGCGCCCUUCCAGCCGUGGGGUUCUUGGUUUGCCCUCGUCGCCACCGGGAUCAUCACCCUGUUCAAGGGUUUCGAUACGUUUAUACCCUUCACGAAGGACACCUUCGUGACCUCGUACAUCGGCAUCCCGGUGUUCAUCCUGUUCUACUGCGGAUACAAGUUCUACUACCGCACAUCGCUCAUCCCGUCCGAUAAGGUGGACCUCAUCACGGGCAAGCGGGAGAUCGACGAGGAGGAGGAGCGCUUCAACAAGGAGCAGGAGGCGCGGGGGCCGCGGACGCGCUGGCAGAAGAUCUGGGAGGACCUGUAG
This is a messenger RNA of Trametes versicolor FP-101664 SS1, 1599 nucleotides long. RefSeq names its product dicarbixylic amino acid permease. Gene Ontology annotation, molecular function: amino acid transmembrane transporter activity. Gene Ontology annotation, biological process: amino acid transmembrane transport. The transcript has 8 exons. Gene Ontology annotation, cellular component: membrane. The coding region runs from base 1 to 1599 and encodes 532 amino acids. The record is from RefSeq and is a predicted model, not a curated record. Lineage: Eukaryota; Fungi; Basidiomycota; Agaricomycetes; Polyporales; Polyporaceae.